UGAUAUAACAAGAGUCCAUUGUCAUACCAUAUUGCACAUUCCAAUUCUUUGAGAGGCUCUUUUCUUUAGGUUACCAUGCUUUAAUUCUUCUAUGGCCAAUCAACUGGUCGCUUCUUCUUCCUUGCCUCCUUCAUGGAAAUAUGAUGUGUUUUUGAGUUUCAGAGGAGAGGAUACACGCACCAAUUUUACAGAUCAUUUAUACAACGCUUUGGUUAAUAAGGGAAUCAAGACCUUCAUUGAUCGCGAACUUCGAAGAGGAGAAGAAAUAGCACCAGCGCUUCUCAAAGCAAUUGAAGAAUCAAGAAUUUCUCUUGUCAUAUUCUCUCAAACCUAUGCAUCUUCAUCGUGGUGCUUGGAAGAGCUCGUCAGGAUUCUUCAAUGUAGAGAAUCAAAGCAACAAAUGGUUUUGCCAGUUUUUUACAAGGUGGAACCGUCCCAUGUACGAAAGCAAGAGAGUAGUUUUGGUGACGCGUUUAAAAAACUUGUGAGCAAAUCCGGCAACAACAACGAGAAGGUGCCCAUGUGGGAGAAAGCUCUUACAGAAGUAGCAAAUUUGUCAGGAUUUCCUGUCAAGGAGGGAGACUACGAAGCUACAAUAAUCAGCGAGAUUGUUAAGGAUAUCUUAGUUCAAGUACCUAAGAAAAGUAUAGAUCGUUUGCAAACUACAUUGGAUAGUAACGAGUCUUAUGAAGAAGAACCUUUCAGAGAUAGUCAAAGAGUACUUCAGAAAAGUUGUGAUGCUUGGAAUGAUGUCAUGGACCAAGAUAGUUUUGAUAUGUCAUACAAAGACAUGAGACAAUUGAAGGGGUUUAAGAAUUCGGCAAAUUUUACAUCUAUAAAUUUCAGAGGCUGUGAAUUCUUAGAAAAAAUCCCUGACUUAUCCGGAAGCCCAAAUCUAAAGCACUUGGUUCUAAGUGACUGUAAAAGUUUGGUUAAGGUUGAUGAUUCUGUUGGAUUCCUUGAUAAACUUGUUUACUUGAAUCUUAAUGGGUGCUCUAAGCUUACGAGGUUUGCAACAAGACUUAAGUUGAGAUCCCUUGAAUGGCUUUAUCUCAAAGGUUGCACAAGGCUUGAGAGAUUCCCAGAAAUAGAAGAGGGCAAGAUGGAAUCUCUAACCGACUUGGAUAUACGACAGAGUGGCAUUAGAGAAUUGCCUUCAUCAAUUACAUAUCUUACUGGGCUUCAAAGAUUGAAGGCAAAUGAAUGUGAGAACCUUACAGGUACAUCAUUACAUCAUCUAUAUGGGUUGCAAGAUCUGAUUCAAGUUCAUUUCGGUAAGUGCCCAAAACUCGUGACAUUUGGGAAGAGUAAGGUGAAGUUUGAUGAAGUUUCAUCUUGCAGUACCCAAUCUAAGUUGCUUUCAACUGACUCAGAUACUUCAGAUGACAAUUCUAUCACAUUAGCCCUUCCUAACUUAUUUGAUCUUGAUUUGGGAGGAUGCAAUUUAUCAGAAAGUGAUUUCCUUGUGCCUCUUGGUUGCUGGUUCACAUUAGUAAGCCUUGAUCUGUCGAGAAACGAUUUUGUUAGUCUUCCGGAUUGCAUUAGCAAAUUUGUCAACUUAAUGAAACUUAGAUUGAGUGGUUGCAGAAGGCUUCUGGAAAUUCCACUAGUCCUUCCACCAAGCCUAUUGGAUUUAUAUAUGGAUGAUUGCACGUCAUUGGAGAAAAUUCCAAAAUUGCCCCCAAUGCUUGAGCUCCUAGUUUUGACUAAUUGCUUUAGACUAAGAGGCGGUGAGGUGGCAAAGUUGGAAAACAAUUUGUUGAAUGAGAAAUCUCUUCAGCGCGCUGAAUUGCAAGUUAUUCUUCCACGUAAUGAAGUUCAAAACUGGUUCGGAUCGUCCAAUUAUCAUGCAAGACAUCUCGCUAGUUUUGAUAUGUCAUACAGGAAAAUUAGACAAUUGAUGGGAUUUAAGAAUUCGGCGAAGUUUACAUCUAUAAAUUUCAGAGGCUGUGAAUUCUUAGAAAAAAUCCCUGACUUAUCCGGAAGCCCAAAUCUAAAGCACUUGGUUCUAAGUGACUGUAAAAGUUUGGUUAAGGUUGAUGAUUCUGUUGGAUUCCUUGAUAAACUUGUUUACUUGAAUCUUAAUGGGUGCUCUAAGCUUACGAGGUUUGCAACAAGACUUGGGUUGAGAUCCCUUGAAUGGCUUUAUCUCAAAGGUUGCACAAGGCUCGAGAGAUUUCCAGAAAUAGAAGAGGGCAAGAUGGAAUCUCUAACCGACUUGGAUAUACAACAGAGUGGCAUAAGAGAAUUGCCUUCAUCAAUUACAUAUCUUACUGGGCUUCAAAGAUUGAAGGCAAAUGAAUGUGAGAACCUUACAGGUACAUCAUUACAUCAUCUAUAUGGGUUGCAAGAUCUGAUUCAAGUUCAUUUCGGUAAGUGCCCAAAACUCGUGACAUUUGGGAAGAAUAAGGUGAAGUUUGACGAAGUUUCAUCUUGCAGUACCCAAUCUCAGCUGCUUUCAACUAACUUGGAUAUUUCAGAUGGCAACUCUGUCACAUUAGCCCUUCCCAACCUAUUUGAUCUUGAUUUGGGAGGAUGCAAUUUAUCGGAAAGUGAUUUUCUUGUGCCCCUUGGUUGCUGGUUCGCAUUAGCAAGCCUUGAUCUGUCGAGAAACAAUUUUGUUAGUCUUCCGGAUUGCAUUAGCAAAUUUGUCAACUUAAUGAAACUUAGAUUAAGUGGUUGCAAGAGGCUUCGGAAAAUUCCACAAGUCCUUCCACCAAGCCUAUGUGACUUGUAUCUGGAUGAUUGCACGUCAUUGGAGAAAAUUCCAAAAUUGCCCCCGAUGCUUGAGCGCCUGGAGUUAACUAAAUGCAUUAAACUAAGUGGCAAUGAAGUGGCAAAGUUGGAAAACAAUUGGUUGAAUGAGGAAUCCCUUCAACGCGCUGAAUUGCAAGUUAUUCUACCAAGCAAUGAAGUUCAAAAGUGGCCCGGCCAUACCCUUUGACCAUCUUACAACCACCGAACAUCUAUCAGAAAAUGAAUUUGGUUUUGAAGGUCCUCUGCAUUCCCAAGGGGAUACGCUAUUAGGAUUAGCUCUAUCUGUUGUUCUUGGAGCACGAACUAAAUAUUUUGAUCAUCCUUGUAUUCUCAUCAAGGGAGUACAAAAGCUUGUACCUUAUUUAUGGGAUGAGAUGAAAAUUGAGGCAACUCGUGUGGCUCAAGUUAGUGGAUUUAGACGAUCACGAGAAGCAGGGGGAUAUUUGUCAAGUUAGGGGGUGUUUGUUGCGCCGGACUAUCUCGGACUGGAUUAGCUUCAAGGACUAAGCUGGACUGGCU
Messenger RNA from Pyrus x bretschneideri (Chinese white pear), 3276 nucleotides. Its product is annotated as disease resistance protein RPV1-like. Bases 92 to 2944 code for a protein of 950 amino acids. The record is from RefSeq and is a predicted model, not a curated record. Lineage: Eukaryota; Viridiplantae; Streptophyta; Magnoliopsida; Rosales; Rosaceae. Gene Ontology annotation, biological process: signal transduction; defense response. The transcript has 6 exons.